AUGACAACGAUGUCCGUCCAACUGCGCCGCGUGGUGUACCUGUUGGUACUUUUGCAGUGCUUUGUGUGUGUGGCAUGUGCAGCGAAUGCAAGUGGUGAUGCUGAGCAGCAUUCUUCAACCAUUGAGUCAACUGAAAAAAGAAAGGAGGAUCAGGUGUUGAACAACACGGUAGAAGGGGCGUAUGAGUACAUUGCCCAUGUGUACGGUUGUCUGUCUGUGUUAAAGGAAAAAAAGGAAUUAUGCGAGGAAAAGUAUAAGCCUGCUGAAAUUGCUUUGGGGACUAUCACGACUAUGGUUGGAGAGAUAGAAAAAAUUAAAAGGGAACAAAACGUAUCUGAGCCAGGUCAUGAGUGGAUGAAGGGAAAAAAGGCUAAAAUACAUGAAAACAUGAAUGCUGUUGGAGAUUUGGCAGUAUCACUCGUUGACGUGCAUCUCUUGCUACAUGCCUGUGGGGCUCUACGCGACCGCUUGAAAGUUGAUGUGGAGAAGCUUGCCGAAGUUCGUAACAGCAGUGAAGCUAACCAAACGUUAAUUGACCUCACAAAACAACUCAAUUCUGCGCUGGACGUAACCGACUCAAUUUUUUAUGCCGAUAGAGUCAAGGAAGACGCGAAAAAAGCAAUGAAAGACCUCAUGGAGUCCUUGGGAAAUGCCUCGAAACACGUAUUUGAUCCGGUAGACAUCAGGGGUAAAAAAGAAAUAAAUGAUACGGUGGAGAAGAGAAAGGACGCCCUUUUUGAAGAACUGGAGAAAGCAAAAGAAGAAGCAAAAAAAAAAUAUCGGUAUCUGGUACAGGUUGAGGUGGUUGAAGAAAAAGAAAAGAGUGAAGUUGAAGAUCAGCCGUCAAUGGAAACAGAAGUGCCAAGGAGGGAAGAGGAGUCGCAGAAGGCACAACAGAAGGAGGCUAUAAAAGAAGUGGCGGGGAUUAAAAAUACCGGAGAGAAGGAAGAAAAGCAGAAGCAGGAAGGAGAGAUCACGGAAGUUGCAAAUGGUACUAAAAUGGAGGCGGUAAAGGCCAUUAAAGCAAUACAAGAGAGUGACGGCAGCAACAGUCCUGCAUUGGUUUGCAGUCCCUUAUUGCUGCUUCUGUUGUUUGUGUUGGGUUGUACUCUCGUGUGCUAA
Molecule: messenger RNA, 1122 nt
Organism: Trypanosoma theileri
Lineage: Eukaryota; Euglenozoa; Kinetoplastea; Trypanosomatida; Trypanosomatidae
Exons: 1
Coding region: 1-1122 (373 amino acids)
Source: RefSeq, a predicted model, not a curated record